AUGAUUCGGGCCCAGAGCCUGCCAUGGAGGGCAGUCCUUCGCCAAACGUUGUCGCGGAGUCUCCCAUGUAAAUACCCUUCCUCCUCUUCCUACCGGAUUUACAUCAGUUCGAGUCUCGAGGCACGGACACCACAUCAUUCGCCAUUUGCAUCGGCAGCACGAAGUUUCUCAUCAACCACUGCCCGCCGAAAAGAAAAGCCGCAACCUCCGGAGUUGAAACAGGAGAAGGAGGAGGGUAGUGAGACAGAGAAGAAUCAGGAGGAAAAUCCAAGGCCUGGCAAACCAUCGGAAGGGAGGGAUAAAACUUCAGAGACGCCAUCACCUAUACCCGUUGCUGCCUCGCCCGCGGAUUCAAAACCCAGCGGCACAAGUGCUCCUGGAGGAGGACGCUCUGGUUCUGGAAGCGGCAGUGAUGGUGGGAGGAGGGGGAGGAAAAGUUCUGCCGAAAAGGCGCUACAAAAGGCUACGAUACCGGAUGUGUACCCACAGGUUAUGGCUAUUCCAAUUGCGCGGAGACCGCUGUUCCCCGGGUACUACAAGGCAGUUACCGUCCGGGACCCCAAUGUCGUCUCUGCUAUACAGGAAAUGAUGAAACGCGGACAGCCAUAUGUCGGUGCUUUCUUGUUCAGGGAUGAAGCGGCGGAUAGGGAUGUGAUUGAGGAUAUGGAAGAAGUACAUGAUGUUGGUGUGUUUGCACAGAUCACAAGUGUAUUUCCUGUACAUGGGACCGAGAAUGCAUUGACUGCAGUGCUAUAUCCUCACCGGAGAAUUAAGAUAUCGUCGUUAAUACCACCCCGUGACACGUCGCAGAAAGCUGAAAUCGACCAGCAGAUUACAAAGGAAGCAGCACCCGAAAAACAAGGCGAUGUUGUCGCCAGUUUUGAAGAAACAGCGUUGGAGCAGCUGCCUAAGGAGACCCCUUAUGAACCAACAUCAUUUUUACACAAAUAUCCUGUCAGCAUAGUCAAUGUUGAAAAUCUCACAGAGGAGCCAUAUGACAAGGAGAAUUCCAUGAUUCGCGCCGUUACGAAUGAGAUUGUCAAUGUCUUUAAGGAUAUUGCGAAUUUGAACCCGCUUUUCCGUGAUCAGAUCUCGACAUUUUCCAUGAGCCACGCUGGCAAUAUCAUGGAUGAACCCGCAAAUCUGGCUGAUUUCGCUGCUGCCGUCUCCGCUGGUGAAGUCAAGGAGUUACAAGAUGUGUUAGAUACAAUGAAUAUCCAGGAACGCCUUUCCAAAGCCCUUGUGGUACUUAAAAAGGAACUCAUGAAUGCUCAGCUGCAGUCGAAAAUAUCGAAGGAUGUCGAAGCCAAAAUUCAAAAGCGGCAACGAGAAUAUUGGCUGAUGGAGCAGAUGAAGGGUAUUCGACGUGAACUUGGUAUCGAAUCCGAUGGCAAGGAAAAACUAGUGGAAAAGUUCAAGGAGAAAUCGGAGAAACUUGCUAUGCCUGAAGCCGUGAAGAAGGUGUUUGACGAAGAGCUAAAUAAAUUGGCACAUCUCGAACCCGCAGCUUCGGAAUUUAACGUCACAAGAAAUUACCUUGAUUGGAUAACGCAAAUUCCAUGGGGUAAGAGGAGUCCAGAGACGUUUGGUAUUAAGAAUGCAAUCACUGUAUUGGACGAAGACCACUAUGGCCUGGAAGACGUCAAAGAUCGUAUUUUAGAGUUCAUUGCUGUGGGGAAACUUCGCGGAACUGUUGAAGGGAAAAUUUUAUGUUUUGUGGGACCCCCUGGCGUCGGGAAAACUAGUAUUGGGAAGUCAAUCGCGCGGGCUCUUAAUCGAGAGUACUAUCGAUUCAGUGUUGGUGGCCUUACGGAUGUAGCGGAGAUAAAGGGCCAUCGACGUACUUAUGUGGGCGCUUUGCCAGGUCGCGUCAUCCAAGCGCUGAAAAAAUGCCAAACCGAAAACCCUCUGAUCCUUAUCGAUGAGGUAGAUAAGAUCGGCCGAGGACACCAGGGAGAUCCUGCGUCGGCCCUUCUCGAGCUCUUGGAUCCGGAGCAGAACUCUUCCUUUUUGGAUCAUUAUAUGGACGUCCCGGUGGAUUUGUCGAAAGUUCUGUUCGUAUGCACAGCUAAUAUGACCGACACGAUUCCGCGACCUUUGCUGGACAGAAUGGAAAUGAUUGAGCUCUCUGGGUAUGUUGCCGAUGAGAAGAUGGCUAUCGCGGAGCGAUACCUGGCGCCUUCUGCUAAGGAAAUGAGCGGUUUGAAGGAUGUUGAUGUGACAUUGGAGAAAGAUGCUAUUGAAGAACUUAUCAAAUCCUACUGUCGAGAGAGCGGAGUGCGAAAUCUAAAAAAGCAAAUAGAGAAGGUUUAUAGAAAAGCGGCAUUGAAAAUUAUUCAGGAUCUGCCAGAGCAGGAGAAGGAUGCUGAAGAAGUUGCCGUUCGAGAGGAGUUGGAACCAGCGUUGGACCAGGAGAAAAAGGGCGAGGAGAGUGUUGUCGAAGGGGGCGAGAAUCCCACUGAAUCGGUGCCGGCUCCUCUAGUCGCGGUACAUGUUCCGGCAAAUAUUCACGUUUCAAUAAAUAAAGAUAACCUGAAAGAUUACGUCGGUCCGCCCAUUUUCACCUCUGAUAGGCUCUACGAUGUCACUCCCCCAGGUGUAGCUAUGGGUCUCGCGUGGACUAGCAUGGGAGGAGCCGCUUUAUAUGUGGAGUCAAUUUUGGAUACCUCGCUGUCGCCAACGUCCCGCCCAGGUCUCGAACAGACCGGGAAUUUGAUGAAUGUCAUGAAGGAGUCGACCGUUAUCGCAUAUUCGUUUGCUAAAUCUUUGAUGGCUAAGGAGUUCACAGGGAAUAAGUUUUUUGAGCAUGCAAAAGUCCACUUGCAUUGUCCAGAGGGUGCUGUGCAGAAGGAUGGACCGUCUGCUGGUAUCACGAUGGCAACGUCGCUGCUCUCCCUCGCUCUUGACCAUCGCCUGGACCCUACCAUCGCUAUGACCGGCGAACUUACUGUGACAGGCAAAGUUCUCCGUAUCGGUGGCCUCCGUGAAAAGACCGUAGCUGCUCGACGAGCUGGCGCCAAAUCAAUCAUCUUUCCAGCUGAUAAUAUGUCGGAUUGGCUGGAGUUACCAGAGAACAUCAAAAAGGGCAUCGAAGGGCAUCCCGUCAAUUGGUACUCAGAAGUCUUUGACAUCGUGUUCCGCGAUCUUGACAAGGUUCAGGCGCAAAUCAAAUGGAAACCCCAACUCCAAGUGGCUCCCAGCGUCAUUAAAUCCGAUACCAACGCCAAAGAGGAGGACGAAUGAAUCGGGGUCUGAAGCGCAAUUCAUAUCCGUUCUUUUCCCCUCUCUAGACCUCUCUAACAUUUUGUACUUUGGACAGCUACUCUAAAGCUAUGCCUAUUAUUAUAUUCCUCCUCCUUCUGUCCUGAUAGAUUUCUACCCCUUCUUUUAUGCCCUUAGCCUAUAUAGGUCUGAUGUAACUCUUCCCUCUUCAUUCAAUGCAUGGGCCCGGAGUUAUUUAUAGUUCCGCACCGCCUUUAUUUUGUUUGUUUGAUAUGCUUGUCCGCCCGGAGAUCUACCGCUCUCUGGAGUCUGCAGAUCAUUUGUACUAUUCGCCUCUCUUCCCUCUAUCAUUGUUAUUAUAUACCCCUAUUAUUUCAUCCCCUCUUUCCCAAAAAUCUUCAUGCGGGCUCGGGAGAGAAAAGGCGUCAUUGACAUAUUAAGGCCAUAUAUAAAAACGAGAAUAAAAACCAUAGAUGUUGU
Messenger RNA from Histoplasma capsulatum G186AR, 3702 nucleotides. RefSeq names its product lon proteinase. The record is from RefSeq and is a predicted model, not a curated record. Lineage: Eukaryota; Fungi; Ascomycota; Eurotiomycetes; Onygenales; Ajellomycetaceae. Bases 1 to 3243 code for a protein of 1080 amino acids. Gene Ontology annotation, molecular function: single-stranded DNA binding; ATP hydrolysis activity; ATP binding. The transcript has 3 exons. Gene Ontology annotation, cellular component: mitochondrial matrix. Gene Ontology annotation, biological process: protein catabolic process; mitochondrion organization; protein quality control for misfolded or incompletely synthesized proteins.